AUGAGCAUGAUCCUGAAUGUAAAUACAGAUGCAUUUUGGGUAUACUUUACCGAAGAAUCCAGAGACAUUUGUGAUGAAGCAACUGGGAUAGCAAGUGAGGAACCAUCCUUUACACUCAAUCCUACUUAUGAUGAGGAACGUGAUGUAUUUAAGAUUGAUUUUACAGAUUCUGAUCCCAUGACCACCAUGUUCAAAAAAACUGAAGUUGAAGAUGUCGAGCUGGAAAUAGAUAAUGAAGGAAAGCUUGUUACAUUGUUGUUUCAUGAUGCCAGUAACAAAAUGUCAAACAUAUCAAAAACAAGUGUUAAAUCUUUAAAUUACACAAACUGCUCGGAGAAAUUUCAAAAAGAGGCCCAAAUACCUGGCAACUCAAAUUUGGAACGCAGUGAGACUCCCAAUGAAAAGAAAUAUUUCGGCGGAUAUCCUCAUGUUAUAGUAGAAGGUUCUGAACCUCAAAGGUAUUUUAUUAAAGAUCAAUAUGGAAUGAUAGUUCGAGCUAAAAAUCGGGAAGUUGCAGAAAAAUUAUUAGGGAUGGGCAAGUUAUAA
This is a messenger RNA of Entrophospora sp. SA101, 546 nucleotides long. NCBI's taxonomy places the organism in Eukaryota, Fungi, Glomeromycota, Glomeromycetes, Entrophosporales, Entrophosporaceae. The record is from the annotation of a GenBank genome assembly.